Molecule: messenger RNA, 4008 nt
Organism: Siniperca chuatsi (mandarin fish)
Lineage: Eukaryota; Metazoa; Chordata; Actinopteri; Centrarchiformes; Sinipercidae
Gene: dmrt1
Product: doublesex and mab-3 related transcription factor 1
Exons: 5
Coding region: 205-1092 (295 amino acids)
Biological process (GO): regulation of transcription by RNA polymerase II; sex differentiation
Cellular component (GO): nucleus
Molecular function (GO): DNA-binding transcription factor activity, RNA polymerase II-specific; RNA polymerase II cis-regulatory region sequence-specific DNA binding
Source: RefSeq, a predicted model, not a curated record
GCUUGUUUCCUCCCACAAGCCACGGCAGCAGUAGGGCGGGGAAGGACGGUGACCUUAUAGCCUCCAUCCUGGCACCAGUACAGGCUUUAACCAGCCGAGCCUGCCGGGGCAAACUCCAACAUAGUAGCUAAAGCCUGACUCUGUUUUCGUUCCUGGGCAGGUCUAGCAGUUAGCACCAGCUUUCUGUUUUUAUUUCCAGUAGCGAUGAGCAAGGACAAGCACAGCAAGCAGGUGCCGGAGUGCACUGGACCUCUGUCCCCAUCCAAAGGCCAGAAACCUGCGAGGAUGCCCAAGUGCUCCCGCUGUAGGAACCACGGCUAUGUGUCUCCUCUGAAGGGACACAAGCGUUUCUGCAACUGGAGGGACUGCCAGUGUCCCAAAUGUAAACUGAUAGCUGAGAGGCAGAGAGUCAUGGCGGCCCAGGUCGCCCUGAGACGACAGCAGGCUCAGGAAGAGGAACUUGGGAUUUGUAGUCCAUUGUCUCUGUCCGGCCCUGAGGUGAUGGUGAAGAAUGAAACUGGAGCGGACUGCUUGUUCUCUGUGGAGGGACGAUCCCAGACACCUACCAGUACCUCCACUUCUUCUCUUGCUGUCACAGGGAGUCGCUCGGCGUCGUCCUCUAGCACGAUGGCCGGCGGCCGGGCUCAUACUGAGGGACCGUCUGACCUGCUGCUGGAAACCUCUUAUUACAACUUCUACCAGCCUUCACGCUACCCUACCUACUACGGCAACCUCUACAACUACCAGCAAUACCAGAUGCCCCAUGGUGAUGGCCGCCUGUCGAGCCACAACAUGUCCUCUCAGUACCGCAUGCAUUCCUACUACCCAGCAGCCACCUACCUGACUCAGGGACUGGGCUCCACCACCUGUGUGCCGCCCCUCUUCAGCCUGGAGGACAACAACAACAACUGCUCUGAGACCAUGGUGGCCUCCUUCUCCCCUGGCAGCAUCACCACUGGUCACGACUCCACCAUGACCUGCAGGUCCAUCAGCUCCCUGGUUAACUCUGACGUCAAUGCUGAGUGUGAGGCCACCAGCGAGACUCCAAACUUCACCGUCAACUCCAUCAUCGAUGGUGAUGCCACCAAAUAAAAGAAGCUAAGGAAAGCAUUAUACUACAAAAGCAUUGUGAUAUUAGUUGAGCAAAAAACGUGAUGUUCUUGCAAAACAGUUUCAUGGUUCACUGUUUCUGCAGGUUUCUCUGUUUCUGUCCAGGAGGCACGAUAACUUAUAUUCCAUAUUAUAAUUAGGAAUACAGGUUGUUUUCGUAUUUUUAGUUCAUUUUUAGCCUCAAAGCUGUUAAAUCUUUUAUUGAAGAGUGUUCACCAGCAUAGAAAAUGCUUGGAAAGUUAAAAAAAAAUUGGACGUUCACAAAUAACAACAUGCAAAUAUUUGAGAAGUUCUCUUCAGAAUAAGGCUGUUUCGAUAGAUUAAAGAUGACUAAACAUACGGUAAAUAAGUAUCUUGAUAAUCAGUAAUCAAGAUUGGACCAAAUUAUUCAAACUAGACGGUGACAUGUUGUGUAUUUGUAAAGUUGUACACUUGUUUUUCCUCUUCAGAAAGCAAUUGUUAAUGCAAAGUAAAGUGUUUUUUAUUAUCCAGAAGAUAAAGUGAGGCAAAAUGCACAAUAAUGAUGUUAAAAUCCUUUCAGGCUUACAGUAAAUUUGACUAGUGCAAUUUUCACAGUAUCAGUCAUGAAGUGUUUCCAUUAACAGUGAAUGAGCGGUGAUUAGUUAGAUAUUAGUGGACUAUUCUUCGACAAUCAGAAUACAGGCUUAGUGUUUGCUAAGAUAUAUUUUUUGAGCUGUAAAUCACUGUUAUUGUACAUGUACGAGCACCUAUUUAGAAAAUGUCAGAGGUGAAAUUUGGCCAAGUGGAGUCAGGGCACCCUAGUUUCCUGUAAUUUUCCCCUGGUUGACAUGCAAUACAUGCAGUAAUGCAUGUAGUAUAUUAUUGGUUCGUUUGUCUGUUUUGUGGUCCAGUAAACCAAGAGACAAUGUUGACCCCAUCCUUCCCAGUAAGCACUGAUUUGGUGAUUUGCAGGUUAAAAGAUGUCUAGACGUUGUAGGUUAAAAUUGGACAUUUGGUUAAAAAGUAAAAGUUCUCUUUUCUUUGUAUGUUAAAGUGUAACAUAACACCAGGCUGAAAAGCUGUGUUUUACUGCCCUCUUUGGUUGAAAGUUUCACGUGUGUUUCACCUGUACCCACACCCAACAGUGAUGUCACAGCGUACUGACACACCCUGGAGUACACUAAUACAUCACUGCAGCCAGGUGAGACGUUAAACCACUGGAGGUCAGCAAAAUAAAGACUUUCAGGGGGUGUUAAGUUACAUAUAACGGUUGUUUCAACAGUAUUUAAAUGACUAUACUGUGUUUCAAUGUGUUGGUAGGACCUGCGUCUCUUUAAAAGAUUGUCAUUAAGAUGCUGUUGAAACAGUUAGGAGUAACUACAAAUUAAACUAUCACCCAACCGAUACUGGAUGUUUGGGGCCGAUAUAGCGAGUUUAAAACUCUGAUGAUGAUACGUCGGAUGUCUUUUUUUUAUAAACACAAAUGUUUUUGAUGAGGAUUCCUUAAAGUUGAAUUGUGACCAAGAGAUGUACAGAGCAGGAUAUUUGAUCAGACUUUGCAUAAACUAUUGAUAACACUGUUUCUAAAUUACCUCAAACAUCUCUUUGGCAUUUCUGUACGGCAAUUUCUUAUUAGUCAUUGGCUGACAUAUACGAAUACAUCUGCAAUAACAUAAUAUUGGCUGAUAAAUCGGCCCAGACGAUUUAUCGUUUUAGCUCCAUUAAAAACUCAAAAUUCACCCAGAUUUAUACCUAGACAUCUUUUGACCUGCACCACUGGAAUACAGUAUUUACCCUCAACAACAAUCAGAUCAUUUUGGAAACGUCAACUGAUUUUGAAGAUGCUAAAGCUGCAUGCAUUUCCUUUCUCUGGUAUAAAUGAAACUCUCACUACAUCUCUGACAGAGCCACCAUCAGAGACACUGAGAUGUCCUUCUGCAAGACAAUGUGCAACUUGAGGGAGAAAACAGGCAGGUUCGACAUGAAUCAUGUUUCCCUCCGUUGUGUUGGCGUGUGCUGAGCACCGGCUGCUUAUUUAUGGCUCCGAUCCAGCGGCGUCGUUUAUACCAGAGAAUUUGCAUGUCUAUUGUUUAUUUAACCCCUUCAGGCCAGGAGUUUUUCUAUGCACACGGGUUACUGUUUACAACUGUUUACACACUUUGGUACGGCCUUGUAGAUACAACAGAGGCUGAGGUGCUGCAGCAGUGAUGUGUAGAGCUGAAACAAUUAGUUGAUUAAUCAGCAACCAUUCUGAUAAUCAGUUAAUCAUUUAAGGCAUUUUUUAAGCAAAAAUGCUGAACAUUUUAUGGCUUCAGAUUCUUCCAGUAGCAAGUAUUUGCUGCUUUUUCUUGUCUUAAAUUAUAGUAAAUUGAAUAUUUUUGGGUUUUGGACUGUUGGUCAGAUGUCACCUUGGGAUCUGGGAAAUUGCAAUUUUUCAUUGUUUUGUGAUGUUUUAUAGACCAAAUAACUAAUCCAUUAAUCAAAAAAAUAAUCAGCAUUAAUCGAUAAUAAGAAUAAUUGUUAGUUGCAGCCCUUGUAAUCUCUACAGUUGUGUUUUUAACAGAUAAAAUACCUGGUCGCAGUGUUUUUUGUGUAAGCAAUUACCCCAAAAUCAAACUAUAGUCAUUUUUUACUUCAUGAACUAAUAAAAGUAAUCCUGUGUUGCUCACUUUUGAGUUGUGUUGUUUAAGUGUUAAUUAAAGAAAACAACUCAGAUGAGCUUUUGCCAACUUUUCUGCCUUUGUGAAGCUGACUCAUACACUACCGUACUGUAUAUUGUUUAUGUGUUUUGUGUUUUAUGGAGAUUCGUUUUUCGAACUGCAUGCUUUGAAAGUGUUUAUUUGUGUUUGUGUUUGAAUAAGACAGCAACAAAAGUAAUUUGGAGUCUUGGAGUUUAUGUCGCUACAAGUUUUAGGGAAAUAAAAACGCUCUAAGUGA